Molecule: messenger RNA, 2085 nt
Organism: Sitodiplosis mosellana (orange wheat blossom midge)
Lineage: Eukaryota; Metazoa; Arthropoda; Insecta; Diptera; Cecidomyiidae
Gene: TAF1C-like
Exons: 4
Coding region: 177-2048 (623 amino acids)
Molecular function (GO): protein binding
Source: RefSeq, a predicted model, not a curated record
AGUUCAUUGAACGUCAAAGCUACAGCUAGAGCUAAACUGAGUCAUGGUGUAUACAAUGGAACGGAGACUUUUGACAGUUCGAAUUUGUAUAACCUCAACUGUUAGCGAUCAAAUUGUUUGUUAAAUUUUUUUGGAAAGCAUGGCAAAUUUGAUUCUAUUCAAAUAAAUAAAUAACGAUGGCAAAGUCAUUUUCAGAUGGCCGUCGUUCGAACGUUGUAAAUAUACUUUCCAGUUUGAAGGUGUACUCUCUACAAUAUUUCCCACACAAUCUUCAUCCAAACAAUACCCUUUUUCUCAACGGUAAAGAUGAACAUGCGGCUGACGAAACAAUCAAUCCAUCGCUUGGUGUUCAAGCAACUUACCCUCUUAAAUUAGACUUAGCAACUGACAUCAACUUAACGGUUGAGAACAAUAUUGUUCUGAAAUUGGUGUAUCAGAAGAAUGAUUACAUUAACGAUGUUGCCAAACUCACCGGAAAUUACAAGAGAUCGAAGGGAGGUGCAACGAAGAGGAACAAAGGCAAUAUAUACUCAAUGCAUCUAAAUAAUUUGAUGGAAAUAACUGCAAAAGAUCCAGAUCCAUACUUUUUUGGCUCAUACAACUGGUAUUAUACGGGUGGCACACUGGAGACGGCAUCGAUAUUCGACAUCGAUUUCUUAUUUUAUGUUUCCGGAGAAAAGCUAAAUAUUUUCAAUUCAGCCAAGUUGGUUCCAACCAAAGAUCAACUACAGUUGGAACAUUUGGAUAGUACAAACAAUAAAAUCUGUGAUACAAUAUUUGAGAUAACAAAAUCAAAUGAUAGUUGCUAUGUUGCUGCACGUCAAAAGAAACGUUUCACUCUGUUUUAUUUACAAGAUGAGUUGACGCAACAAGAGUUUCAAUGUGAACGAAAUAUACCAUUUAUGAGCGGCACAUUUACCGACAAAUAUUUCUUUACGAUCAACGCAAAUAGAAUUAUUCAGCAACAUGAUUUGGGCGAGAGGAGAGAAUGUGGUCGGAUGCACUUGAAAUUACCGAAGAACAAUAGCUUUUGGUGCCAACUAAAGAGUUACGACAAUCAACUUCUCUUUGCCGAUGAGAAUAAAGUGAAAAUCUAUGACAGUCGUUUGUUUGCUAAAAAGGCGUCCAAAUGCAUGGAAAUCUCAGUAGAUAGUAUUACGGAAAAAUGUGAGGAAAUCACAUGUAUUGAAACCGAUGCGAGUGAACAUAAUGUUUACGUGUCUACAACGCACCAUUUAUUCGUGUUCGAUGUGCGGUAUGGGAUGGAGAGUGGCAAUCAAUUGACACGGUACACACAUCAGAUGAAAACACCACCAAUGAUGAUUGAAUGCGCGGGUGGUGGAGCAACUGGGACUGCACCUAAUGAGCGCUUAAUAGCUCUAUCCGGCACAUUUACCGACGACAUUGCAAUUGCACAACAUAUUAAAUCUCAGAAUGACAAACUUCGGAACAAUAAUAUUCCACAAAAAAUUGUUUCCCUAUCCGAUGCAUUGUACAAAAAAUUACGAGAGAAUGGACUUCGAUCGGAGGCCGAAAAUUUAUUUAAUGUUAACCGCUCGAUUAAUAUCGGUACUCGUUUCAUAAGAAUUAAUUCAAAUUUGUUUUUACUCAGUGAGAAAUCAUCAGGUGAAAUUUUUUACCAGCAAAUUACACCCGACGAAGGUGAUGAAACGCAAGAGAUUGACGACAAGCUAUUUUGUAAUUUAGACCUGGACACUCGGAAUGAAAACCAUUCGACAGUUACCAGUGUGACUAAUUUCGAUAGCAUCAAACGUAUUUUAAACUUUAAUUUACCAGACGAAACGGAAGUGCCCGACAUGGAAAACCCAAAAGUGAAAAGAUGGCAAUUAUCGAUGGAACAACUCGCAUCCUACAAAGAUAUGUUGUCAGCUGAUUUACUGAAUGUUUGGAAUGAACAGCAAUUAUCUACAGGAGUGCGUAAAACUGACAAAACUGAGUUUGUUAACUGUUGGAUUGAUAGAACAUCCACAGUCACUCAAUGCGAAGAUGAUGUCGACGCGCCAAAAAAUAGUUUUUCCAUGUUUUAACAGAAAUAAUUAAAAAAAAAAACACAUAAAAAAUGAA